Molecule: messenger RNA, 1603 nt
Organism: Schistocerca cancellata (South American locust)
Lineage: Eukaryota; Metazoa; Arthropoda; Insecta; Orthoptera; Acrididae
Gene: Dop1R1
Product: dopamine receptor 1
Exons: 6
Coding region: 263-1603 (446 amino acids)
Biological process (GO): adenylate cyclase-activating adrenergic receptor signaling pathway
Cellular component (GO): membrane
Molecular function (GO): G protein-coupled receptor activity
Source: RefSeq, a predicted model, not a curated record
GGCAUUUUCUACAGAAGAUACCAGCGCCAGAGAAGAAAGCAAACCCCAAAUGGGUUUGUAAAGUUUGUCCAGAAAGGACAAAGGACAGACUGGGCUGCCGCGCUCUGGGAGGUGAGCUGCCCUCGCGGCGCUGAAAGGCGCCGGCCGAGGCGGACAGACCUCCCUGCCACGAGCCAGCCCCUCCACCCACUGCCUGAGUCUCAACCUCUGCCUCCGCCUCACGGGACUCACUUCUGCGCCCUUCACGGUGGAGGAGACGUCGAUGGCCAAUGCGACGGAAGAGGCGGGCGCCGACUCGGAAGACGACGCCCUCGAGACGCUCAGCGUGCUUCUAGUGGGCGUCUUCCUGUCGCUGGUGAUCUUCAUGUCGAUCGCGGGCAACGUGCUGGUGUGCGUGGCCAUCUACACGGACCGCGGGCUGCGGCGCAUCGGCAACCUGUUCCUCGCGUCGCUCGCCAUCGCGGAUCUCUUCGUAGCGGCGCUCGUCAUGACCUUCGCCGUCGUCAACGACCUGCUGGGCUACUGGAUGUUUGGCGCACAGUUCUGCGACACCUGGAUAGCCUUCGACGUCAUGUGCUCAACCGCCUCCAUCCUAAACCUUUGUGCCAUUUCACUCGAUAGGUACAUCCACAUCAAGGACCCCCUCAGGUACGGGCGGUGGGUGACGCGGCGCGUGGCGGUGGCGAGCAUCGCGGCCAUCUGGCUGCUGGCGGCGCUCAUCUCCUUCCUGCCCAUCUCGCUGGGCCUGCACCGGCCGCCGCAGCCGCUCACCUACCACGACGGCGCCACCGAGCACCCCACGUGCGCGCUCGACCUCACGCCCACGUACGCCGUCGUCAGCUCGUGCAUCAGCUUCUACUUCCCGACGCUGGUGAUGCUGGGCAUCUACUGCCGCCUCUACCUGUACGCGCAGAAGCACGUCAAGAACAUCCGCGCCGUGACGCGGCCGCUGCCCGCCGCCGCCGCCCCCAGCACCAACUUCGGCGCGACGGCCGACUCGGCCGACGCCGGCGCCGGCGGCAAGCAGCAGCCGCCCAUCGCCGCCAUGAGCUCGUCGCCGUACCACGUGUCCGACCACAAGGCGGCCAUCACCGUCGGCGUCAUCAUGGGCGUCUUCCUCAUCUGCUGGGUGCCCUUCUUCUGCGUCAACAUCGUAGCCGCCUUCUGCAAGACCUGCAUACCGGGAUUCGUAUUCAAGGUGCUGACGUGGCUGGGGUACUCCAACUCGGCGUUCAACCCGGUGAUCUACUCCAUCUUCAACACGGAGUUCCGCGAGGCGUUCCGGCGCAUCCUGACGGCGCACUACCGCACGCCGUGCUGCUGCUGCUGCUGCGCCGACGGCCGCUGCGGCUACGAGAGCGUCUCGAGCCGGCCGUCGCUGGCGGGGGCGGGCGGCCGCCGCGACGCCGUGCCCGGCCGGAGGCCCAAGGGCGCCGGCGGCGUCGGGGGCGGCGCCGGGGGCCGCAACGGCUCCUGCGGCCACCUGCGCGAGUGCAGCUCGCCGCGCUCCUCCGCCGGUUCGGCGGGCGUGCCCACGCCGCGCCAGCUGCGCGUCAACUCCACCGACAUCAUCCUGGACGGCGAGGAGGUCAGCGCCAUAUGA